GCUUCUGCUUCAUUCCAGAGACUGUCUUUCGCUGGUGAACCUUGAUCAUCAGUAUGUCUAGACCAGCACACCAUUGAGGACGCCCAACCAUCACUGCUGGACCAGUGAGAAUCCCAGACUGAUAUAUGUGAGAUUCUACCCUGUCUUCCUUUUCCUUUGCGUCCACCACUACCUUCCCCUGGGGCUCUACCUGCUAGCUUUACACCUGAGCCAGAGACUGAUGGCACCACAUGGCACGAGAAUAACAAGAUGAAAUGGCUCAUUGAAGUCCGUGCAGCCUGAGAGAGAUGGAUAAAGGAGAGGGACCUGACCAGACCAGCCAUAUGACAUCCCAGACCAGGGAAGUGAGCCAGAGUCCAGAGCAGUAGCUGUUACGGCCUACCUGACAGCCCAAAGCAUCCACCAGUGACUGACCAGCCCCUUUGUAUUGUGAGAAUGUCAACAAAAGCCUUAUUUCUUCCACUUUUACUAUCCUUUCUUUUUCUUUCUAUUUUGCCAGGGGCAGAAAAAGUAAUCACCAUUCUCAGAGGUCAACUCAAUAUACAACAGAACUAAUCCUUUCUUCUCCACUAAGAAGGACUGUUAGGUGAAAUACAAGACUCUAACCAAUAUCCUUGCUCUAAAGAGGACCUUGAUAAGUUUGGAUUAAGUUUGUUUUGCAUAACCACUCUAUUGCAUGAUGCUUUUUUCUCUUGUGUGUCCUAAUCAAUACAUUUCCAAACUUUGGCCUUUUUUGUGUGUGUGUGUUUGCACCAUGGGAUUAAGAUGGCCAAGGUCUCUCUACUCAUCAUAACCCCAAACCAUAUUGGACUAUUUGGUGUUGUACAGUGACAGGGUCAGGUUAAUAUUCCAUUGAUUUUAACACAACAGUUCUUUACUUCCUAAUGUGACGUGGUUUCCUUUUCUACAGGCCAAAUGGAUUGUAAGCUAUCCUCUCACUGGUUCAGGAGUGAAGAUCGCCUGGUCUGGGCCUUGGCCCAGUGGGAGUCUUGAAGCAGAAAUUAUAUAUUUGGAGGGAAAAUAUUGCUCUGGCAAGUUGUUUUAUUAGAAAUAUAUAGCAACAGUUUGAAGCUGCUCAGAUGUUUGGCAUGUACUCAAGGAAAUGAGCUUAGGUGAGGUGGUCAAAGGUGUAUUAUAAAUGCAGUUUAUCACAGGAGUUUGCAUUUUAUCAAAUGGAUAUCAAAUGGACAUAUAUGCUAUACUUGGUUAGAUUUUCUAAUCAAAAGAAAAAGAUACUCUAGGUGGAGCAUGGUCUGGGAAAGUGUUAUCUGAACCUACUGCACAAACACAGGAGAGGAUAUAAAAUGAACCCUUCUGAAUGUGAGAGGUACUUAUCCUAGAUCCAAAUUCUCUCUCUUUUCUUUUCGAGGACUCCAAACUGUAAUGGAACAGAAGGGGAUCCAGUUACUAUCAGUCAUCCUCAUUUUAGGGCUCAGUGCACUGACUGAAGGAGGAGAAGCCCCAGCUCCAUGCCGAUGUAAUGUGGAUCCAAAAACCAGAGUGAACUGCGGGCCUCCAGGAAUCACUGCUGAGCAAUGCGAGAAUGCAGGAUGCUGCUUCAGUUCAGAAGUUCCUGAAGUCCCCUGGUGCUUCGCUCCUCUCGCAAAGAAAUAUAAAAAGGUCUGUCCAGCAGAAGUAAAACUCAGACAGAACUGUGGCUACCCUGGCAUCCCUGCUAAAGAGUGUGAGGCAAGAGGAUGUUGUUUUGAGUCAAACCCCCCUGCUGUCCCCUGGUGCUUUUUUCCUCAUCUGGUGGAAGAAGCUUGUUAAAGAGACUGUGCACCAGGAACUUUCACCAGGAACCUCUCUGUCAAUGGAUCUACUCACGCAGGAAAAUAAUAGAAAGCCCUCACAUCUUACACUUCGCACUCUGUAAUCAUUCUGAUUUCCAGAUCAUUUUUGCCUUGGAUUUACUCCUUUUCCAAUGACCCAAUUAAUCACAGCUUUUAUUCUUUUCAGUCGGUUGGUACUGGGCAGCUGUCCAAAGCAAUAAAAGAAU
Trachemys scripta elegans is the source of this 1999-nucleotide messenger RNA. RefSeq names its product trefoil factor 2 (gene TFF2). Bases 1384 to 1770 code for a protein of 128 amino acids. The transcript has 4 exons. The record is from RefSeq and is a predicted model, not a curated record. Gene Ontology annotation, biological process: maintenance of gastrointestinal epithelium. Lineage: Eukaryota; Metazoa; Chordata; Testudines; Emydidae.